Messenger RNA from Sesamum indicum (sesame), 1539 nucleotides. RefSeq lists its product as uncharacterized. Gene Ontology annotation, molecular function: calcium ion binding. The record is from RefSeq and is a predicted model, not a curated record. Lineage: Eukaryota; Viridiplantae; Streptophyta; Magnoliopsida; Lamiales; Pedaliaceae.
CACAACUCACGCACUGUCUCACUCUAUAGAAUUCCGCAGGAACGAUCACGAAAAAGACCAGGAAGCCAAAGAAAGCCCUCCUCACAUAUACUCACAAGAAUCACGUAAAAGAAGGGAAACCCGAAAACCUUUUCCAAUAUUUGCAUUAAUUAAAGAAAAAGUUGAGGUUGGGGGGUGCGGAUUUUGGGUUAUCUUAUCUGGCAUGAACAAGAACAGUAGUGGGAAAAUGAUGGAGAAAAGUAGUAGUAGUAGUAGUAGUGAUAAGGUGAUGGACGGUUCAGAUAUAACGCAGUUGGUUGAGAACGAGAAAGUUUUUAGCAAUUUUGUGGAUCAUAAAUUUCAAGAACUUGACACCGACUGUGACGGGAAGCUCUCUGUCAAAGAGUUGCAACCUGCUGUGGCGGAUAUAGGCGCUGCUCUUGGCUUGCCUGCUCAGGGCACUAACCCUGAAUCUGAUUACAUUUAUACUGAGGUUCUUAAUGAAUUUACCCACGGUAAACUACAGAAAAUAAGCAAGCCUGAAUUUAAAGAGGUUCUAUCAGAUUUUCUACUGGGAAUGGCAGCUGGUCUAAAACGAGACCCUGUUGUGAUUCUUCGGAUCGAUGGCGAAGAUCUCCAUGAGUUUGUCGAGAGUCUGACUUUUGAACCGGAGACGCUUUCUAUAUUUUCAGAGAUUGGAUUGCCCAAUGGAUCCCUCAAAGACUACAUCAUUAAGGCUUUCGAGAAACUUACAGUUGAGCAUGGGAUGCCUCCUGCCACAGAUCCUUGGGUUAUGAGUAAUGUUGUGGAACCAGCACUAGAAUGCCUUGGGGAUGCCCUUCAGCAGCCCAUAUCACAGGAUACAUUUUUGGUUGCAUUCAAGAAAGCUGCAAAAAGUAUAGUGCAGCUUCUCAAGGAACAACCGGCUAUUGUUGCUCACAGUCAGAAUACUUUUGAUGGGAGCUGUAUUAAGAAGCUGUUGUCUAACAAAUUUGAGUUGGAUAAGGCAAUGGAUUCUGCCUUACGAGGUAUACCCAGAGAGCGACACGGGACAAUAUCAAAGGAAUAUUUGGGAGUGGCACUUGAUUCGUUGGCCGCGUCUGCUGACUUACCUCCACUUGGUGCCAUUGAUCAGAUGGAUGAUAUUAUGAACGAAGCUCUUAAAAUGGUCGGUGUCGGUGACGGGAAAGUGGUGAAGGAAGAUGAGUUCAAGAAGUUGUUAACAGAAGUUCUUGGGAGCAUCAUGCUGCAGUUGGAAGGCAACUCGGUUUCAGUGUCGACAAAUUCAAUUGUGCACGAGCCGGUCCCUUCAUCCUCCACACUCCUGCAGCCGUCAUCACCCUAGCUAGGAGAGCAGAGAAAUAAUGGAAGCAUAACAAGAAUAACUGCGGCAGAUGUAUAUGUAGCAGAUGGUUGCUAACCUAAGUAAUUACUAGACUGCAAGUUUCUUGCAGCUUGGCAGAGAGGUGUACGCUUGUAAGUAACUAAUGCUGAGUUAAUGAUAAUUGUGUCUUAAUUCAGCAUGUUGAGCUUGCCAGUUAACUUUGAUCUUUCAAACAA